CCGUUAACCGGUGUUUACAAGAGCGAAUAGUAUGAUUCCAUAAAACAUACUAGACCUAUUUUAUUAGACAUUCAUUUUCAAACCCUCCUUUCAUAACGUCAUUUGCCCAGGAGCUGUAGUAGAUUUAUUCUCUCUACAAGGUGUAAACCUACCGACACCGUUAUGUCGUUCAGUACAACUUUUAAGCUGAUGUCGGAGUAGAUUUGCUCUAGGCGGAAUAGCGUCAUAGGCAGGCACCCCACCCGCACGACUUCCACUGCGGCGUUUCUCCUCAACUGCUCACUAAUACAAUUCCCCAUUGCCCCUCCUCCAUGCUCGGAAAACGCACCCUCUUCUCCCUGCCUACCUCUUUCCUCAGGGUCCUCAACCCAAGAUUUUCCAUCCUACCAGCUACAAAUAGAUAUCUCGCGACAAUGGCGACCGACACGUCCACUUACAAACUCAACCAUACCAUGCUUCGGGUCAAGGACCCAAAGCGAUCGGUUGAGUUUUACAAGUUCCUAGGCCUGAACCAAGUCCAGCAGUUAGACUUCCCCGAAAACAAGUUCUCUCUCUACUUCCUCGCCUACAACGGACCCGAGUCGCUACAGGGCGACCGUCACUGGACAGACCGUCAUGCCGUCCUCGAGCUCACCCACAACCACGGCACCGAGAGUGACCCCAACUACAGCAUUGUCAACGGCAACACAGAACCCCACCGUGGAUUCGGGCACCUCGCCGUCUCCGUCGACAACAUCGAGCAGGCCUGCAAGAGACUCGAGGACGCUGGAUACCAAUUCCAGAAGAAGCUUACCGAGGGUCGUAUGAGGCACAUUGCCUUUGUGAAGGAUCCCGAUGGAUACUGGGUCGAGAUUAUCCGCCGCAAGGAUGAGGAUUACAACACUACCACGGACCCUAGCACCUACCGCCUAAACCACACCAUGCUCCGUGUGAAGGACGCAGAGAAGAGCUUGAAAUACUACCAGGAUGUCAUGGGCAUGACCCUCUUGAAGACCAACGAGAACAAGGAUGCUGGGUUCAACCUAUACUUCCUGGGAUACCCCGCUUCGAACGCCAAGGUGGCCGAGGGUGCUAGGAACCCGGUUGCUGAAUGGGAAGGAUUGCUCGAAUUGACGUGGAACUACGGCACUGAGAAGCAGGAGGGCCAGGUUUACCACAACGGUAACAAUGAACCUCAGGGAUUUGGCCACAUCUGUAUCUCCGUGGACGAUCUGAAUGGCGCCUGCGAGCGCUUCGAAGGCUUGAACGUCAACUGGAAGAAGCGCCUAACGGAUGGACGGAUGAAGAACGUUGCGUUUAUCCUUGAUCCUGAUGACUACUGGAUCGAGGUGAUUCAGAACGAGACUCUGAAGCGCACUAGCAACUGGUGAUCCAGAAAUUAAUUAGUUCAGUACAUAAAACAACGAUUAGUGGCCAUAUUUUAGCAAAAUAUUAGCAAUUUUGGUGAAGUAUUGCAUCCGUAGUUUAACCAAUUUCAUGAAGGAUCUCACCAUCUCGG
Aspergillus versicolor CBS 583.65 is the source of this 1498-nucleotide messenger RNA. RefSeq names its product lactoylglutathione lyase GLO1. NCBI's taxonomy places the organism in Eukaryota, Fungi, Ascomycota, Eurotiomycetes, Eurotiales, Aspergillaceae. The coding region runs from base 312 to 1370 and encodes 352 amino acids. The transcript is spliced from 5 exons. The record is from RefSeq and is a predicted model, not a curated record. Gene Ontology annotation, molecular function: metal ion binding; lactoylglutathione lyase activity.